CCUCAUACCACAUAUCCUGACUCACUCGCAUCAUCGCAGUAUGGUAUUCUCCUCCUGAGCAAGCCAGUUUUGGAUAUAUGUCGUUAUGAGUAAGAAUGUCGGCAGCGGUAUGGCUCGGUACGAUUACAAAGACACCCACUCAGCCUGGAACCGAGCACUGCAUCCCGAUCGACCCAAAAGAUACGCAAACCAAAGCCCAGAAGGUCGUUCCGCCAGGUCAAAUCCAUCGGCAGUCGCUCGGAAACCCGCAGUGUUGAAAGCACAAGACCAGAAGGAUGCCGAACUGGCCGCGAAACGAGCCAUGACAGACUCCUCUCAGUCGGCCGAUUCCACGCAUUUGCAGUAUGAAGAGGUCCCAUGUCUGCCGACAGCAAGAAGAUACAAGGCAGUAGGCUACGGGCUAUCGAACAAGACGUUAAGAGAUGUGACACCCUCCCAAAUACCACGACCGUCCAGUCGCCACAGCAUGAGGCCUGACACCCAUUAUCUCAAGGAUGCCGCUGUGCUAGAUCUCGAAUCUGCAACCGAGUCAUAUGGUGCCUUACCUUCGUCGUACAGAAAGUUAAGGAAGGCCAAGUCCAUGUUCUCACCACGAUCUCACGGCAUGGUGAGCCACCAGAGUCAGUGGCGGAGCUCUCGGGCCACUGAGCGAUCUCUCCGAAGUGUGACCAGUUCAGCUAUGCUCCCAAGCAACAACCUCCGGGUUCGCAUCAAGCGAUCUCUGACCUUCUUUCGUCCGAAGAGUAGCCUGGCGGCACAGACAAAGGUUGAUUAUGAUUGGGGUGGACGGGAAGAGGCGGUGCAGAUGGCGCGGGCACAAUUUCUGGAUGGUAUGGAACAACAAAGACUGCAAAACAGAGCAACCAGCCCUGCCAAGUUCGCGUUGAAGCUGCAACAUAAGUCUACAGACGACCAUCUCAAAACAAGCCACGGGCAGGACUUGGCUCAAUCAAGAUCGGGGGCAAGCGAUGUACUCGAGUCGCCAGAGACACGGUCUGCGAAAAGGUCUUUCUCGACGUCUCUCCGUCAUCGCUUUCGAAAGGUGUUGGGAAGAUCCUUUACCAGCAAAGACAAAAUACCUCCUCAACAGCUGGAUGCCAGAAAGAGCCAUCUGUGGGAUCUCGGGGACGAGAGCGAUGCGGCGAACGCGUUUGACACUUAUCUGGUCGAGAAUGAGGCUCAAAUGGUGCCGCACAAUGUUUACCACCCUGAGCCGUCCGACCACCAAGAUGCCCUAGAGGACUUGGACAAAUUCUCCCAGACCCUGCAGCCAGCUGCAAGCCGGGAAAGCCUACAUUCUAAUUCGCGAUCACGGGUAACUAGCUGGACAAACUCUACCAACACCGGUUCGAUCAGUCUCCGCUCCGGGCCGAUUGAGCGAAAUCGUUUAUCCAUCAUCAAGGAGGAUGGUGCUCCUUAUCAGCCUUCUUCCUCAGCUGGUCGGCAUAUCGGCGGCGUUGAUGUAUUCAGGGAGCCGUUGCAAUCCACGUGGAACGACGGACGUGUCCUCCCGCCUAUAGACAGCCAGCGUGUGUAUUCGGCUUUGAUCAAGCGGAUAAAUCAAGAAGAGGCCGAAGCUGAAAGGACUCGAGCUGCACUGGAAGCGAUCAACCAGAGCAAUGCAAAUACCGCUGAAGAAGUCGUCAACAUCCAGCCAACCAUUCGAGCAGUUCACAGUGAUUCCUCUUUAGCUUCAAGGGUUACCGUGGCGCCUGAUGAGCAGCACCGGGAAUUCAGCGUUGGUUCGUGCGUCAGGCACCCAGGAAACAAAUUGGAAAGCCAUCAGCAACAUGACGGCAGCGUCUUGAAGCAACAAGAUCAACUGGCGAUGCAGGAGUCACAGUCAAGCUUCUUUCCAUUUUCGAGCGAGAAGAAUCCUGGGGCUCCCAGUCCAUUUAAAAGGUUCUUAGAAGAGAGGGGACACCGCGGACGCAGCAAUACCUACAUUGACUCGAACAUUGGGAAUGAUAGUGUCGUUGUGCGUCGGAUCCCAAGCGAUUCCAUUGUGAAUCGUCCACGCUAUGGAAUGAGCAGCGAGAGCAUUUACUCACAAACGACUAAUGGCGGCUUCAACGAACAGUACAGAAACCCUAUCGGCAGUUCUGAGGACCUCGGGUGGGCUCAGCAGACAGCGUCUGAGACUACCGGAAUGGCCACAAUUAUCUCUGGACGAUACUCCCAAUCAAGGUCAGACAGUGAUCCACCAUCAACGGUAAGACGCCAAGCUUCAAGCUCCGAAUGGAAUCCUUGGUCAGACACCUUGACAGCGAUAAGGGUUGGAGAUGCAGACAAGUCCUCCAAUCGAAUGCAGGAGCAGGCACCGGUCAACCUCGACAUAGGCUCACACAACGCUCAGGCAGAGAACCAAGAAGAUCUCGUGGUGUUGAGGAACGCCAGUGACAUCAGCAGUCAGUUGCCUCUUGUAGACGUGAAGACGGUCCCAAGCGGCAAUCCGUCAAAGCCGGCGCGUACCAUCAACGUUCGGAAGAGCAGGAGAGUAUUGUUUGAUUCGGGGAGUGCGGAUGCUCUGGACUGUAUCCCGGACGAAGCUGAAGAUCAUUGCAAAGGAAAAAGCGGUCUCAGAAAGAUGAGCCCAAGUAACAUCGGCAAAAUCCUGAGGGUCAAGAAAAGCCAGAUGCUAAACAAACAAGAUCAUCGCGGCAAGGAAAACAUACCCACAGACAACGAUGGCUCUUCACUUAUUACCACACCUGGGAGUUCACAGCUACAAUUCCGAAGUGGGAAUACCGCUGGCCGGCUGAGAAAAAAGGCCAGUGAAAGAGCUUUCGGCAGCCAAAAUGGUUCCACGUCAACACCCAGAAGCGCACCGCCAUCGAAUGCGACCACGCCGAGCAGGUUCGGGGACAGUCCCAGCCAAAAGGCCAAAGAUUGUCUUGUGUCUCGGUUAAGUCGACCUUUCAAUAUGGAUGUCCCACUAGAGAAUCGACCGUUUGACAGUAUGUUUCUGGGCAAAAGGACUCAGGGAUUUCCGGAUACCAUUGGAAAUUCUCGUUUAAGUGUUGCUCAGCAAGUUCCAAACCUUUCAAAGGAUACGCUCACUCAGGAUGGCUAUAAACCGAAUGUGGCGGAGCCGACAAUACCCAGGGCGGCUUCACCAGCAGUGGGCCGAAGUGCGUCUAGAGUGCUGGGGAUGCUCACAAGUAAGAGGAUGGUCAGCAAUUUUCUGAGGAGUCGUAGAGGUGAGAGAAGUACCAGUCAACAGAGCUUGACUGGUGGCAGCCCGGCAUUCUUGUGAGCCCGUGUAUUAUGACUGGAUC
Molecule: messenger RNA, 3278 nt
Organism: Exophiala viscosa
Lineage: Eukaryota; Fungi; Ascomycota; Eurotiomycetes; Chaetothyriales; Herpotrichiellaceae
Exons: 1
Coding region: 86-3256 (1056 amino acids)
Source: RefSeq, a predicted model, not a curated record